Thermothielavioides terrestris NRRL 8126 is the source of this 429-nucleotide messenger RNA. RefSeq lists its product as uncharacterized. The coding region runs from base 1 to 429 and encodes 142 amino acids. The record is from RefSeq and is a predicted model, not a curated record. Lineage: Eukaryota; Fungi; Ascomycota; Sordariomycetes; Sordariales; Chaetomiaceae. The transcript is spliced from 2 exons.
AUGGCCAUCGCCCACUCCGGCAUCAAAGCCCCCGCCGCGCAGCACGCGGCCGUGGUCCGCUGGUUCGAAGCCGCGCUGGCGCCCCUCGGCUACACCCGGGCGAUGGAGUUUCUCGACGGCCUGGUCGUCGGCUUCGCCGAUUCCGCCGGCAACAUCGACUGGUGGGUUACGUCGACGGCGGCCGCGCCGCCCGGCGUGCCCGCGCCGGAGUCGGCGGCUGCCGCCGCCGCCGUGCUGCCGACGCAUACCGCGUUUGUUGCCAAGGAUCGCGCGUCUGUCGAUGCCUUCCACAAGGCGGCGGUUGCGGCCGGCGGCAAGUGCAAUGGUGUGCCGGGCGUGAGACCGCACUCGGGGCCGACAUACUACGCCGCGUUUGUGCUGGAUCCGGCGGGGAACAACAUUGAGGCGGUGUGCACUGCGGCAGUGUAA